CACGUAGCACAUAUUUUAAGCCAAUGGGCACUUGAGAACUCUCUGAAACUCCCCUGUUUAAGAGUUUUUACCUAUCCGUUUCUGAUCUCUAGAAGAAGAGACCAUGGAAACUCGUCCACUUUUUCGUUUAACCUUCAUCUUAUUCUUAAUUAUACUUCUUUUCACAUUUUCAUGGUACUCUUUAAACCUACCGGUCGUCUCUGAUCCAUCUCAAUCAUCUUCAUGGCUGUGCAACUCCAAGAGCAGAGUUUGUGCUCACUCGGGCUCAGUUUUGGAGAGCGAAAUUCACAAACCCAGAGACCACAUGGAAGAUUUCCCACACCAUCCCUUAGACCCAUUAACCAUGCGAGAAAUCUACAAGGUGCGGACCAUUCUCUCAACCUAUCCACCGUUAUUGCCUUCUUUCCCAGCUAUUCACUCACUAUCCCUUGAUGAGCCUCACAAGGAUUUGGUAUUGAAGUGGAAAGAAGGUGAUCCUCUCCCCCCCAGGAAAGCCCUUGUGAUUGCACUGUUGAAUGGUCAGUCUCAUGUGCUCUCUGUUGACUUGGAUUUGGGCCUGGUCACAAGCAACAAAAUCAACCAUGGCUCAGGUUACCCGAUGUUAAUGAUGAACGAUAUUUCGGUGGCAAUGCAAGUGGCUCUCUCUCACAAGGAGUUGAAUAAGUCUACCAUCAAACGUGGGAUCUCACUAUCGGAUUUAACCUGCGUCACUCCGUCAGCAGGGUGGUUUGGGCCGAAUGAGGAAGGAAGGAGGAUCAUAAAGGUCCAAUGCUUCUCAAACCAAGGCACACCCAAUUUCUACAUGAGACCACUUGAAGGGCUGACCAUGACAGUGGACAUUGACCAGAAAGAGGUGGUGAAAUUCACUGACACAGGCGGAGGAAUUCCUGUCCCAAAAGGUACAGACACUGAUUACCGAUUCAAGGCCCAGAAAGAGCCACCCAAGAUGAAGCCAAUAAAUCCAAUAUCAAUCGAGCAACCAUUUGGGCCUAGCUUUACAGUUGAAGAUGGGCACAUAGUGAAAUGGGCUAACUGGGAGUUCCAUCUGAAGGCUGACCAGCGAGCUGGCAUUGUGAUUUCACGAGCCAUGAUUAGUGACUCAGAGACCGGGGUCCCUAGGAGUGUCAUGUACAAAGGAUUCUCUUCAGAGUUAUUUGUGCCUUACAUGGAUCCUGACGAGAAUUGGUACUUCAAGUCAUAUAUGGAUGCUGGUGAAUUUGGUAUGGGAGCGACGGCAUUGUCACUUGUGCCUCUAAAUGAUUGUCCCAGGCACUCUUAUUACAUGGAUGGAAUAUUUGUGUCAUGGGAUGGGAAACCGUAUGUUCAGCCGAGCAUAAUUUGUGUGUUCGAACGUUAUGCUGGCGAUAUUAGUUGGCGGCACUCGGAGAUCCCGGUCAAUGGAUUCAAUAUUAGAGAGGCAAGACCAAAGGUGUCACUUGUUGCUCGAAUGGCAGCGUCGGUGGGGAACUAUGACUACAUAUUUGACUGGGAAUUUCAAGCUGAUGGUUUGAUCCAUGUUGCGGUUUCUCUUUCAGGGAUGCUGAUGGUGAAAGGCACUCCACAUCAAACUGCGGAUCAAAUACCUAACCAAGAAGCAGCUUCAGGCCCUUUAAUCUCGGAAAAUCUCAUCGGUGUUGUCCAUGAUCAUUUCAUUACCUUCCAUCUUGACAUGGAUAUUGAUGACACUAAUAACACAUUUGUUAAGGUUGAUCUAGUCAAGGAGGAGACCUUUCCAGGUCAAUCACCGAGGAAAAGCUACUUAAAAGCAAAACGAAACACAGCGAAAACAGAGGAUGAUGCACGAAUUAAGCUUAAGCUCUAUGAACCUUCAGAAUUUCAUGUUAUUAACCCUUCAAGACGGUCCAGGUUGGGGAAUCCAGCCGGGUACAAAAUCGUCCCCGGCGGGAAUGCAGCUAGCUUGCUUGAUCACCUUGAUCCUCCACAGCUAAGAAGUGCUUUCACAAACAAUCAGAUAUGGGUGACACCUUUUAAUCGGAAUGAACAAUGGGCUGGUGGACUCUUCACGUAUCAGAGCAAAGGAGACGACACCCUUGCUGCGUGGUCUAAAAGCAGGAACCGAGCAAUUGAGAAUAAAGAUAUUGUGCUGUGGUACACCCUGGGAUUCCAUCACAUACCGUGCCAAGAGGAUUUUCCUAUAAUGCCAACCGUGUCAUCGAGCUUUGAACUAAAGCCCGUCAAUUUCUUCGAAAGCAAUCCAAUUCUAAAGGCAGCACCCAUGUCUGAGGAGGACCUGCCAGUUUGCAGGCCAGCUACCUCUUCUUAAUCAGUUGUCGUUUGCUGCAUUUAUCCCUGUCUAUCUCACGUGAACAUGUUAUGAAACAUAUCUGAGUUUGUCGAUGCA
This is a messenger RNA of Populus euphratica (Euphrates poplar), 2362 nucleotides long. RefSeq names its product primary amine oxidase-like. Gene Ontology annotation, biological process: amine metabolic process. The coding region runs from base 104 to 2284 and encodes 726 amino acids. The record is from RefSeq and is a predicted model, not a curated record. Lineage: Eukaryota; Viridiplantae; Streptophyta; Magnoliopsida; Malpighiales; Salicaceae. The transcript is spliced from 5 exons. Gene Ontology annotation, molecular function: quinone binding; primary methylamine oxidase activity; copper ion binding.